AUGAAUCCCUCCGAUGAUCCUGAAAUCCACAGCGACGACAGCGAAGAGAGCGAAGAUGCCGCUGCCCCCAAGGCGAGAACCAUCAGAUCUAGUCGUGCAUGUAUUACAUGUCGUCGCAUGAAGACGCGAUGCGAGAUCGACGAAGCCCUAGGAAACGCGUGUAAGCUGUGCAUAAGAGCCCGUCGGCAAUGCAUUAUGCAAGAUGUACCACGACGAAGGAAAAGAAAGACUACCGAACGGGUUGCAGACCUCGAGCAGAAAAUCAAUGCCUUGACAGCACUAUUGACCGCCAACGAGACGAGCAGCCCUUCAGAUCGCAAGAAACUUAGCAGUAUUCAUGAUGAUUCGACAGGAAAUUCGGGCUCCAAGGUGGAAGCAUCAGCCAAAACCGAAACCACGCUCAUUGCAGAAGCCAUGUCUGCCGGCUUGCUCGACUGGGAAACUGCCUGCAAGGCUUUCGACCGGUACAAGAACGAAAUGUCUCGCUACUUCCCCUUUGUGGUCUUCGCGUCUGAUACAGAUGCUCUUGCCGUCAAGCAGCAGCAAUCGCUCCUGUUCUUCGCUGUCAUUACGGUUGGCCUUGCUUCAAUGCAAACAACCGUCGAUGCUGAACUAUGCGACAUGCUCAUCAAAGAUCUAGCCUUACGUGUCGUAUACAGGGGAGAACGAUCUCUUGAACUCGUGCAAACGUUGAUCAUUCACGUCUUGUUCUACGGCAGGACCAAAAAUUUGCGAGAUCUUAAUUUCAACCAGAUGCUGCAUAUUGCCUGCACAAUGGCGCUUGACAUCGGCUUAGGCAGACGGCCUCAUAAAUCUUCGGCAACCCAAAGAAGUGAUCCCCAUCAAUUGGAAUCACUCGCGGGACGGCGGGCAUGGUUAGGAUGCUAUUAUAUGGGGACGAGUGUUUCAAUGUCACUUCGCCACCCUGCCUUCGUCCGCUGGUCUGUGUAUACUGAGGAAUGUUUGGAUGUCCUCUCAGCGGAGAAGCCUACCUUAGCAAGCGAUACAUGGCUGUGCGACUUGAUACGUAUCCAACGUAUUGCAGAAGAUGCCUCGGUCACAUUUUCUAUGGAUGACCCUGGUGCAAUUGUCACACUCCGAGAUGUUAAGGUACAGUAUCAGAUUCGGGGCUUUCGUCAGCAAUUGGACUAUUGGCGUCGCCAUGCCAAAACAGAUCUGAGCCUGCCCUACGUUCGCCACGUUGUGGCAUGCAUCGAUCUGUUUAUCCACGAAAUAGCCCUGCAUCCGGAACAUGACAUCGACGACCUCCGUUCACCGCUUCGUCCUGUUCAUGCGCCCCAAGUUGAAGCAGUCGAGAGUAUGACAUCAAAGUUCAAAGACUUACAUUUCAUUCCCGCAAGAGUCGAGGCAUUGGCCAACUGCCUCGCUGCGAUACACGAAUGCUUUGACGGAUUUCUCUCCACAGACUUGGCCUCCAUUUGCACUUUGCCAAACAUUUUCUUUGUACGCACCGGCUAUGCAGCUCGAGCACUCCGCAAACUACUCAAUAUAUGCGAUAGCCAGGCUGAGUUUGAAGGGAGAUCCCACAUCGACGUUCAAGAUCUGAAAUUCGAAGAGUAUCUGACGGCAAUCAUUGAUGUGCUCAGGAGGGUGCAUGCUCAAACUAACUCUAUUGUGGCCAGAGCAUUCUGCUUGGUUCUCUCGCAGAUUAAGACACAAGGACUAAAUUCAUCCAGAUUGCUUUCUGUGCUGAAGCAAGCGGACAAUGCUGCAGCUAUCAGAUCAGCAGUCGGUCCGACACCCGUCCCUUCUAUGCCCUCAAUUGAACGCUUCGACUGCCUCCAUAGCGAUGAGAGCCAACAGUCACACGAAACAGAACCCCUCGCUUAUGGUUUUGGUGGCCUCACUAGCGUGCCUCCGACUCGAGCCCAGCUGCCCCAAGAACAGACUCUAUUGGAUGCACAGACUCAAGCCAAAAGUGCACAGUGGUUGGAGAAUGAUACGGACGAUGCUUUCAUGAGCGGUAUUGAUGUUUUGCAGUGGUUUGAACAGGACUUGGCCUUUGAUGAUCCUGCGGCGUACGACUAUGACCGUCAACUCCCUCUCCAGCAUUUGCAACAAUAA
Fonsecaea multimorphosa CBS 102226 is the source of this 2085-nucleotide messenger RNA. RefSeq lists its product as uncharacterized. The transcript has 3 exons. The record is from RefSeq and is a predicted model, not a curated record. Gene Ontology annotation, cellular component: nucleus. Bases 1 to 2085 code for a protein of 694 amino acids. Lineage: Eukaryota; Fungi; Ascomycota; Eurotiomycetes; Chaetothyriales; Herpotrichiellaceae. Gene Ontology annotation, molecular function: transcription cis-regulatory region binding; zinc ion binding; DNA-binding transcription factor activity, RNA polymerase II-specific. Gene Ontology annotation, biological process: DNA-templated transcription; regulation of DNA-templated transcription.